Messenger RNA from Solanum tuberosum (potato), 924 nucleotides. RefSeq lists its product as uncharacterized. The transcript is spliced from 2 exons. The record is from RefSeq and is a predicted model, not a curated record. Lineage: Eukaryota; Viridiplantae; Streptophyta; Magnoliopsida; Solanales; Solanaceae. The coding region runs from base 408 to 791 and encodes 127 amino acids.
UCACGAGUCCACAUGACUAAUUGUCCGUGUAUAUGCUUGUAAUAACUUUAUUCUUUAAUUGUAAACAUUAAUUUGGUUUGGAAUACGUAGAAGUUGUCAUAUGCUGUCUAGUUACGUAGAUAUAUAUAAUAGAAGAAGAAGGGCUUAGCAUUUGCCAAGAAGGAAUCCAGUGUCCAUUUCAAAAGUCCUGUACCUGAAGCUAAUCUUUCUUUCUUUCAUUGAUUUGUAGAAGAGAACCUCAAGGCUUGAAUGGUUCAUCUCAUCAAAUAUUGGAUGCCCUCUCUUCUUUUUCUCUCCUUUGGCUCUGCUUGGUGCUAUCGUUGCAUCGGUCUUGACCCUUGAGAUUUUCGUUCCUUUUUCCUUAUUUGUACCAAUAAAACUGUAGAAAUCAUAUCAUAUACUCCGUUAUGUCAAUAAAGAAGGUGAAAGGUACUAGGUUGUUGAUCACGGUUAAUGUCUUAGGAAGUGCUGGACCGUUGAGGUUUGUUGUGAAUGAGAAUGAUAAGGUUGCUAAGGUUGUUGACACUGCUCUGAAACAAUAUGGUCGCGAGGGACGACUUCCAAUUCUGACUUCUAACGUCAAUGAUUUCCUUUUGUACUCAGCUAGUGCUGGAAUGGAUGCUCUGGGAGCAUCAGACUCGAUAGGGUCACUAGGAGUGAGGAAUUUCAUCCUUUGUAAGAAGCAAAAACAGGCAGUGAUGACAGAAGGAAGGGCACAACAUGGAAAUGGGAAAAGGGGAUGGAAGGCUUGGCUCACUAAGUCCUUUAACUUCAAGAUUCAUUCCCAUUGAAUCACACAUGCACUACUCUUUGUCAAUUGUGGUAAUUUCAUCAAGCAUUUGCACUUGUAAUAGACAUGAUAAUUACAUAUAAAAUAAAUGAUGUACACAUUAAUUCCUAAGCUACUUAAAUGAGAGCAUUCAA